AUGUGGCGAUUGUUUGGCCGCUCUUCUACUGACCCCGAACCCGAAAAAGUGCCUCCGCCACGGGGCCUUCCAACAUCAUGGUACCGCUCCGAUGCAAUAUGCUGGGUUCUCUUUACGCACUCUAGCCGAUUUGCGAAUGCUGGUGACUUCUCAUCCUUCACCGUUGCUGGCUCCUCCUUCUUCCGCACCAAGGACCGUGAUGGCAACAUCAAUGGCUUUCACAACGUCUGUCGGCACCGCGCGUACCCCAUAGUGCAACCUCGGUCAGGGACCGCCUCGAUCCUCAGCUGCAAGUACCAUGGGUGGUCAUACGGGCUGAAGGGAAAUCUAUCCAAAGCCCCCCGUUUCGAGACAGCGCCGGAGAUCGACAAGAGUCAAAAUGGACUACUCCCCAUCCACGUGCAUAUCGACAAGGCCGGCUUCGUCUGGGUGAACCUACAGGCUGGCGAGAGCCCAGAUGUGCAGUGGCAGGAAGCUUUCCAGAGUAUCGACGAGCAGCCGCGAAUGCAGGACUUCGACUUUGCCGGCAAGUACACGUUUGACCAUUACUGGGAGAUGGAUUUGAAGGCGAACUGGAAGUUGCUGAUCGAGAACUACAACGAGUGCUAUCAUUGCGCAACCUCCCAUUCUCUUAUCAGUGGGGUCUCGGAUUUGCCACGGUAUCGGGUGGAGCCCACCGCGGGCUACAUGGAGCAUCAUAUCUUCACCAAGAACAAUAUCGACGCCCAGUUUCGGCGAGCGAUCCGGAUGACUCCGCUGAGUCUAACUACUAGCAAGAUCGAAAAUGAGGUCUAUCGGCACCGGGACGCGACAGACGAGGAGUUCGCCAAUAUCAACGCGUUUUAUCGUCAGGUUCUGGAAGAUGAUAAGCAGCUCUGUGUUGGACUUCACCCGAGUAAGGAAAAGCAGAGCCUAAGGGAGAUGGUGAUGGAGCACCGUCAGAAGGAAGAGGCUCAAGGAGAGAAGGAGAUCUGGCCUGCGCUUCUCUCGGUAACCGGAGAGAUGAAGACAGAUCAGUUGGCGGAGAGGAACGGUUAUGCUCGCAACUGGAAGCGAGCUGCAUGUCCCGACCCAAGUUAG
Messenger RNA from Aspergillus homomorphus CBS 101889, 1080 nucleotides. Its product is annotated as aromatic ring-hydroxylating oxygenase subunit alpha. Lineage: Eukaryota; Fungi; Ascomycota; Eurotiomycetes; Eurotiales; Aspergillaceae. Gene Ontology annotation, molecular function: 2 iron, 2 sulfur cluster binding; iron ion binding. The coding region runs from base 1 to 1080 and encodes 359 amino acids. The transcript has 5 exons. The record is from RefSeq and is a predicted model, not a curated record.